Molecule: messenger RNA, 2979 nt
Organism: Truncatella angustata
Lineage: Eukaryota; Fungi; Ascomycota; Sordariomycetes; Amphisphaeriales; Sporocadaceae
Product: telomere length regulation protein-domain-containing protein
Exons: 3
Coding region: 1-2979 (992 amino acids)
Biological process (GO): telomere maintenance via telomerase; protein stabilization
Cellular component (GO): cytosol
Molecular function (GO): Hsp90 protein binding; telomeric repeat DNA binding
Source: RefSeq, a predicted model, not a curated record
AUGGAGGACCUUCUCACACCCCUAAGCCAAACCUAUCGGAAGCCUGAUCGAGACACUGAGCUUUGGACCCUCUCCGCACCACCUAAAGCUGAGCUGCCUUCACGACCAGACUUCAAGGGUUCAUCGCCGGAAGAGGCUCUAGAGACGUUGAGAAGUCAACCUGGCUACGAGGAACUUGUUGUUGUGCUCGACUAUCUGCGACGAGGCUUAGAAGGGAAACAUGCAUUCAAUGUUCUUCAGCCGAGUCCUCAGGGAGCACAAAUAGUUCAUGUACUAGUGGCUGAAAUACUGCCCAAUUAUUGGGCCGUAGUCAAAGAGAACUCUCCAGACAACGAGAGAAACCACGACUUAGAUCUCCUGCUCAACUGUCUGCUGAGUGUGACUGGCAUCAAUGCAACCCUGGCUUCCUUGAAAACUCUGCUGCAACAGAUCAAAAGCGACCCCAAAGGCGUCAAGCAGUCGCAUUUUAAUCUAAACCUUGGUAUCGCACUCGACUUCCUUGACCACCUACUCAUAGGGAACAAUAAAGUACGAAAGAUAUGGCAUGGGGUCAAGUCAAGUGAUGAGAAUCUUGGCAGAGCUCGGGCACUCCGACAGGAAUUCAUUUCUCUGAUUGCGAGCGGGAAGAUCGUGUCCCUAUCAGCAGAAGCCGAGGCCAUACUCCAAGCGGCCGACAAGCUUGAAAAGCCGUACUGGUUUGCCGAUAAUAAAAAGUACGUGAAAUGGCUGGGAGAUAAUCUGGUACCAUGGAUCAGAGUCGACGGAGACAAUGCCGUCAGAAUCUGCGCCGACGUGUUCACGCGGGCAUUGAAACUAGGACACGCAGACACACUGGUUGAGCCUCUGUACGAAGCACUGAUCUUACAAGAUGAAAGACCACAAUUCUUUUCACAAUUGCUUGACCACAUACCUCAACUCGAUCAACGCAAAGUUUUGGGUGUCGUCUUGAAAGUCCUUAGUUCUCGGCUAGACAAUGACAUCGAUGAGUCCACCGAGGACUGUCCCUUGAUAUGGGCUGCAGCUGGUGUCUUGGAUGCGGUUGUAGGAGCAAGCGAAGUCCGUAAAGGCCACCUCGUAGCCUGGCUUACAGAUGCCACUGGAGCAGGUCUAGGCGAAAGCUGCGGCAUCAGAAGGGCUGCUGUAGCUGUCUUGGGUGGAAAUAAGGAAAGGGUCACCACCGUGCUAGAAAAGAGUCUUAACCAAUUUGGAGACCAGCUGUACGUCAAGCAUUCACCUAUACUACAACAAGAAGCGCAUGCUCAGGUUCUGUUAUUGAGUGCCGGCUAUGUAUACAGAAUCUCGCCAAUUAAGCUCACCAUACUUCUCCGCACUGGCAGCUAUCUAAAUGCCAUAUCCAAUCGAAUUGGUGCGUCUCAGGAUAGAGCCAAGUUCCUCGGCAUGGUAGUCGGCGAAGCUUUGUCCGGCAUGGUCCAUGGUGGAGAUCAGAAAUUAGAUUUCAAGAUGGAUGAAAUGAGCUCAGACGAUGCGAAGUGGUAUAAAUCUCUGCUCCUUAUUUCUGAUGAAAUUGGACCCAUAAGCCCUUUGAGAGUCCAAGAUGUCUCAGAGAAGCCGCCCACAGAAGCUCAUAAGUCAAUCAGCUCCACGCAGAAAACAUCGAUACGUGUGCCACAAUCAGCGCCGAAGUCAGGCUUCAUCAUCGAAGAAAUCGAAGACGAUGAAGAAGAGGAGGACGAUGACCUUGUCCCUUACGGCAAACCAGACUCGGAUGCGGAAGACUCUGAUGACGAUCCAACACUUAUCAGCAGGGAUAAGCCCAAGGCGCCUGUCUAUAUUCGAGAUCUAAUCGCACUCUUCCGAGAUACUGAGAACUAUGAUCGCCAGAAGCUAGCUUUGGCUACAGCUCCUAUUCUGAUUCGGCGAAAAGCCAAUUACGGAACUGAAGUAAGCUCACAUGCUGAAGAGCUUGCGACGCUGCUGGUGGGCCUCUCCGAUAAGUACGACCUCGAUGACUUUGAUAGUCAACGCCAGCAAGGGAUGGUGGCCAUUAUUGUCGCGCAGCCUCAGAAAAUGGGCCGGUGGUUUGCCAAGACGUUUUUCGAUGGGGACUACUCCCUUUCUCAGCGCGCAUCUAUCCUCAUUGCUCUCGGGCUGAGUGGCCGAGAGAUAGCUGGUUACGAGACGUCUGAUUACUCAUCGGUAUCUUCGUUUCCGUCCAAACAACUACCUAGCAAAGCAGAAAAACACUAUAUCAUGUCACCCUCUUCUAACAAAUAUACCUCAACACCAUCGAACCUGAAAGCGCUUCCCGCCAAUGCCCUAGACAAUAUUUCUCAGUCUCUCUCACAAACAUUCUUGGCACCACUAGCGGCAGAAGCAGCGGACGCAGCAACUGGACCAAACGCACUGAAGCUUUCGACCUUUACCUCGCGACUGCAAGACCCUUCCAAAGUGAAACCGGGAUCUGCCAUCAAGAAGACCGGAAUCCGUAGCAUACCUAACACCACGGCCCAGAUCAUCGCCACAAACUUCUUCUUCCCUCUGACCUCACGCUUCCUUGCCGCGCUGCACUCGCCCUCGGCUGCGAUGCGCGGUAUUCUCUUCCAGCCAUACCUGCUCACCGUAUACCUGAAGACGCUGUCGCUACUCCUCCACGCCGCGGGCCCUUCGACCCUGGCGCUCCCACAGAUGACGUCCGAGUUCUGGGAUCUGCUGCUGGGCGUUCGAGCGCAGUGCGUUGGCGAACAGGGGGUCACCCAGGCUGUUCUCUUCGGCCUCAUGGCGCUCCUGGAUGUCAACGAGGGCGACAUGCGGGGCCUCUGUGAACAACACGGCCGAAAGGUCGUGGAGAGCGUGGAGUGGGUCAGUGGCGUGUUUGACCGCACCAGAGGGGGAGACCAGGGAGGCGACGGAGAGGAGAAUCGGGUCAAGAUGAUGGCGGCGGGUAUCUUGAUCAGGCUCCGGGAGGCGGUGGAAAAGUACAGGAGGUUGUUGAUGGGUGAUAUGAUAGAUGUAGCUUAG